AUCAGAUUCGAACCAACAAACAAUUCGAAAACAAAAACAAUUUUAACAAUGAAACUUCGAUUCUUCUUCGCUUUUGUCUUAUUGGCAUCAAUGUGCAUGUCAGUAUUCGCCGGUGGUUAUGGUGGAGGUGGAGGUGGUGGCGGUGGAUAUGGUGGCGGUGGUGGAAAAGGUGGCGGCGGAGGCGGCUAUGGUGGUGGUGGUAAAGGAGGUGGUGGCGGCGGCUACGGAGGCGGAAGUGGUGGUGGCUAUGGCGGUGGUGGUGGUGGCGGAAAAGGUUAUGGCCGUCGUUAAAAAAAACAUAUCUAAAAAUCGUUAUCAAAUAACGUAUUGAAUAAAACCGAAUUGCAUUCAACCAGAAAAACAAACACUGUUCAUAAUAACACACGCUUAUACGAUUAAACAACACCCACACAAACAUAUCGUAAAAAAUAUGUUAAAAACA
This is a messenger RNA of Dermatophagoides pteronyssinus (European house dust mite), 442 nucleotides long. RefSeq names its product glycine-rich cell wall structural protein-like. The record is from RefSeq and is a predicted model, not a curated record. Lineage: Eukaryota; Metazoa; Arthropoda; Arachnida; Sarcoptiformes; Pyroglyphidae.